Molecule: messenger RNA, 1886 nt
Organism: Calypte anna (Anna's hummingbird)
Lineage: Eukaryota; Metazoa; Chordata; Aves; Apodiformes; Trochilidae
Gene: STK32A
Product: serine/threonine kinase 32A
Exons: 13
Coding region: 317-1483 (388 amino acids)
Biological process (GO): G protein-coupled receptor signaling pathway; protein phosphorylation; regulation of signal transduction
Molecular function (GO): G protein-coupled receptor kinase activity; G protein-coupled receptor binding; ATP binding
Source: RefSeq, a predicted model, not a curated record
GGCACAACGGGACCCCCGGGCGUGCGGCGGUGCGGCCGCUCCGCUUCUCCGGCGGCUCCUUCCUGGGCUCCUCCCAGACCCUCCGCUUCUCCGGGCUCCGCCAGCUGCUUCCCCAGACCCUCCGUCCCCUUCCCCCCGGGCCCUCCGUUCCUCUCACUCGGACCCUCCGCAGGUCACUGCCGCCGGCGCAGGAGGGUCCCGUUCGCCGCCCCUUCCCCCCGCUCUGCUCCCCAGUGACCAGGGCAACACCGUUCCUCAGGCACCAGCUUGGAGGGUGGAAACGUAACUGAGAGGAGCAGAGAGAGCUGAGCACACCAUGGGAGCAAACACCUCCAGCAAGUUACCCCGCUGCGAUGGAAAUGAAGAUGUCACCUUCGACCAUUUUGAAAUUCUGCGAGCUAUUGGGAAGGGCAGCUUUGGAAAAGUCUGUGUUGUGCAGAAGAAUGACACCAAGAAGAUGUAUGCCAUGAAGUACAUGAACAAACAGAAGUGCGUGGAGAGGAAUGAAGUGAGAAAUGUUUUCAAGGAGCUGCAGAUCAUGCAGGGCCUGGAACAUCCCUUCCUUGUUAAUUUAUGGUACUCGUUCCAGGAUGAAGAAGAUAUGUUCAUGGUUGUGGACCUGCUGCUUGGGGGGGACUUGCGCUACCACCUCCGACAAAACGUGCGGUUCCAGGAGGGCACCGUGAAGCUUUUCAUCUGUGAGCUGGUCCUGGCCCUCGACUACCUCCAGAGCAGGCACAUCAUCCACAGAGACAUCAAGCCUGACAACAUUUUACUGGAUGAGCAUGGGCAUGUGCACAUCACUGAUUUCAAUAUUGCCACCAUGCUGACUAAGGAAAUACAAGUCACCACCAUCGCUGGCACAAAGCCCUACAUGGCACCUGAAAUGUUUAACUCCACAAAACCCACCGGCUAUUCCUUUGCUGUGGACUGGUGGUCAUUGGGGAUCACUGCCUAUGAGCUGCUCCGGACACGGAGGCCGUACCACAUUCGCUCCAACACCUCCCCAAAUGAAAUCGCUCAUGUCUUCAGGACAGCCACAGUGAUGUACCCAGCAGCUUGGUCCCCAGAGAUGGUGUCACUGAUCAAAAAGCUGCUUGAGCCGAACCCUGAGAAGCGUUUUUCUCAGCUGAAAGAUAUCCAAGACUUUCCUUACCUGUCAGAUGUGAACUGGGAUGCUGUUCUCCAGAAGAAGAUAGUGCCAGAAUUCAUUCCUAUGAAAGGCAGGCUGAACUGUGACCCAACCUUUGAACUGGAAGAAAUGAUCCUGGAAUCCAAACCUCUUCACAAGAAAAAGAAGCGUCUGGCUAAGAAGGAGAAAAACACCUGCAAAAGCAAUUCGUCCCAGGCCUGCCAUCUUCAAAAGCACCUGGAGAUGCUCCAGAGGGACUUCAUUGUUUUCAACAGAGAAAAGAUGAGACACCACCACAACAACACCCAGGAGGCCACAACGUGCAAGGACAAGCAGAACAACACCCUCUAAGAGCAGCGCAGACCCCGCAGGAGCUCUGCUGGUGAUAGACUCAGUGCUCACCCUUCGGCUCGGCUACCCAGCCCGCUGCCCUCACAGCCCUGGAUGCUGCUUGCCAGGCUGGGAAUGGCCAUGUUCCCUUCCUCAGCUGGGAGGAGGCAGCAAAGGUUUCCUCCUCUCCCCACACAGGUUCCUGUGCCUGUUUCAGCACUGCUGGUGGUGGUCAGAGGAUGCAGAUGUGGAAACAAAGAGGUCACAACUAGGCACUGGUGAAUAACCAGCAUUCAGGUGCUUACCCAGGCCAGACUGAAAAACCCAUUCACCAUCACAUUAGAUUGCUGCAGCUGGCUGAAUCUGAUAGCAUUUGGCUUUCAACAUCAGAGGUAAUUCGAUUGUAUAUUUUUUAAUCUCUCUA